This is a messenger RNA of Chenopodium quinoa (quinoa), 3341 nucleotides long. RefSeq lists its product as uncharacterized. The transcript has 4 exons. The coding region runs from base 988 to 2877 and encodes 629 amino acids. The record is from RefSeq and is a predicted model, not a curated record. Lineage: Eukaryota; Viridiplantae; Streptophyta; Magnoliopsida; Caryophyllales; Amaranthaceae.
GAAUUUGAAUAUUUUCAUGAGUAUAUGGUGAAUAAAUAAAAAAACUCAGGACUAUGUGGUGAAAAAAUCGCAUUAAUAAUCUAUUCAUCGAGAUGGAUCAAAUAAGACCCAACAUGAUUAUGUUAUAUCCUAUAUAUUAAGAGUAAUUUAGAAGAUUCUCUCACAUUAUAAAUAGUGUCAAAAUUACAAUCGAGAAGUAUUAGAAGGGGCCAAGGGAGUAUAAGGUAGGGACUGAACUUUUUGAUGUGAAAUUCACAUACUCUCAAAAGACAAAUAUGAGCUAGAAUUAGGUUAGGUUGAAAAUAGGCCAAAUGUUUUGUCAAAAAAAAAAAAAAAAAAAAAAAAAAAGAUUAUAGGCCAAAUGUAAAGAAAAAGUUGUUAAUAGUGGGAAUCAAAAACCGUUAAUCAAAUUGAAACUCCAAUUUCUCUCUAAUGUGGGGAUGUGGGCCCCACCACCCGGUAACCCGUAAGUCUCCUCCCACCGUCCAUCCGCCAAUUUCACCACUCGGUGCCCCUUCCACUUCCCAAAACAAACAACUCCUAAAGGGUAAAACAGUAAAUUCACCCUCCUACCAGGCUACCACAACCCUUAUAAUUCAAAGGUCCAUUAAAAUUCAACUAGUCACGUGCCAAAACACACGUGACACUCACACAUUCCUCCCUCUCACAAUCCACGUCAUCAAAAGUGGGACCCAAUUCCCCUCCCCUUUGGCGCGCUUGCAAUUUCGUCCUACGUGUCACCCUCGUAAAUAACCCAACACUCAAGGGUAAAACAGUAAAAACAGUUGGAAGUAGAGAAACACUAAAACAACUUUCAGUUCAUAACAGACAGAGGCAGCAAACAGCAACACACAACAAAAAAAAAAAAAACAAACUUAAAAACUCAACUGAAGAACAACAAACAUUAACAACAACUUCAACAAACAAAACCCAGAAAAUACGGGAAAACCUAUGCAUUUAUCCUACGAUUAAUCAAACUACACUUCAAUGGAUGAAACUCAGAAAAUGACGGCGUUGAAGAAGGCAUAUGCGGAGAUUAUACUGAAUACAGCAAAGGAAGCGGCGGCGAGGAUAAUGGCAUCAGAGAGAAAAUCACAACAAUUUCAUCACGAUCUUACUUGUACUAAAGAGGAAGCUCUUCGUCUUUUACUCCGUCAAAAACAAACUAUGGAUGCUAAAAUAAAUGAAGCGGAGAUGAAAUCCUUAAACCAACAAAGAAGAAUAGAAGAGCUAGAAGCUCAGCUUCAAGAAGCUGAGGAUAUAGUGAGUAACCUUAGAGUAGAGCUGAAUGAGGCGCAUAUGAAGUUGGAGGAAGUGGAAAAUAACCAAACAAAGAAUUCACCAAAUACGACCGAAAGGGCUCACAGUGAAGAAGCAACAGAACAGCCUGAUAACGGGCUAUCUGAAGCUGUCUCUGUCGCACAAACUAAUUCGUUGGACGUAUCAGCAAAUGGGCGUAAUGUUUCAAAAAAUUCUUUAGAGGAAUUUGGUUUUUCUAGUGAUCCUGUUGUUCCUUCAAUAAUUAUGAGAAGCAAAAAACCUGAGCUAUAUAGAAACGGCUGCACGCAAAGAAUACGUGCGUAUGAAGGGAGUCUUGUAAAUGGCCAUUUUUCUCUGUCUGGAGAGUCGGAUGAUUUGAAAAAUGAGAAAGCUAUAAGAGAAGUUAAAGAAAGUGACGGGAUGUACAUGGCUCCCGUAGUUGCUGAUACUACAUUUUCUUCAGGGAAGAAACCUUUCGACAAUCAAGGAGUAAAACAUGUGGACAGAGGUAGUAGCUUUGUACAAGAAUUGAAAUCACGCUGUCGUGGAAGAAAAAGAGCUGUUAGACACAGAAGACGAUAUGCUUCCACGCUUAACACUAUUCCUCAUUUGGCCAAUGAAACCUUUUCCAAUCUUUCAAACUCUCAACCUUGCUUAACUGGUGAUGAACAUAAGGAAACACUCCCACGCUCACCGUCAAUAUUGCAAUCAAGUGUUUCUGAGAUGGGAAUAUUGUCAGAACAGGUAGCAACUGCCCGAGCUGAUGAAACUGAGGUUCAUGCAGCUGUGGCAAAUGAAGAUACAGAUAUAGCUAGUAGUUUGGAAUUGAUUAAGCAGCAAAGUGGUUCUGGGGAUUGCUUAAAUGUUUCGAGUUCAAAACAAGAUCUUAAAAGUAGUAGCAUGCUACAAGCAUUAAAACCACGCUGUCUUGGCAGAAAACGAGCUGUUAGAUGUAGUAGGAGAAGAGAUCUUUCUGCAUUUAGCGUUGUUCCUCUUCUAGCCAACGGAACACUUUCCAGUUUUUCAAACUCUCAACCAUGCUUAGCUAGUUCCCAUGACUUGCAUGAAACUAAUGAUGGAUCUGAUGAUAUAGAUAAGAAUACACUCUCAAACUCAUCUUCAAUAUUACAGUCUAGUGUUUCCGAGAUAUCAGAACAUGUACCAACUACCCGAGGUGAUGAUACUGAGGUUUGCGUAGAUGUGGUGACUGAAGAAACAGAUGUAGCUGCUAGUUUGAAUUUGAUUAAGCAGCAAAGUGGUUCUGGGGAUUGCUUAAAUAUUUCGAGUUCAAAACAAGAUCUUGAGAUGAGUAACUCUUCUUCAGUAAACCUCAAUUCUACGCUGCUGGAAGCUGGUAAUGUUUUCUCUAGUCCCCCACCAAAAGAUAGGGUUCUUAAGUAUACUUUCCAGAGAAAACGGAAGAAGGAGUCCGUAAGUGGUGAUUAUAGCAGUUUGCACCAGGAGAGUCCUUUGAAAAGAAUUAUGGUAAAGAGGCAGGAUGGUGAUCUUGAGCCCCCAAAAUCUAGUGACACGUCUGAAUCAUCGCGAGAUAGUCGAAGGAUGGCACAAGUGGCACGCCAGCUCAUAUCGCUGUCUGAGAAGAAGUGGUGGAAGUAGUUAACUAGUUCGUUGCUUGCUGAAAAACCAAAGCCUAAGGUUACGUGAAUUUAGAUGGAACAACCUUUCAACGUCAUUGUUGAUGUGAAAUUAGCACCUGAUUUAACAACCACAGCGGCUGCUGCUUCUAUAGAGAGGGAUGGAGGGAGCUAUAAAUUAGCUCAGAUUAAUUAAGUUUCCGCGUCACAUUCAAUAAAGUAAUGUUCUUAUUUGUUAUAGCAUUUUCCAAAUAUCUUUGGUUAAUACAAAGAUGAAUCGUUGUCACUUGAUUAUGUUGAAUGUUCUUGACAAUUAAGAAGUAAUUACUACAUAUAUAUAGUCAUUGAUUUUACUACUACUCUGUAUAAGUAUGGAGUACAGUAUUAGAGUAUUUCUUCAAAGAUUUAUCUUAAUUACCUUGCAUUGUCAGGUUAUCUAAAGCUCUUUCAAGUUGUUUUGAUUACUGUUGUAACCUAAACAAAUUU